CCCACGCGAACAGAAGCCUCCUCCCCCUUUCUCCCUCCGCAUCGGCAGCAACCGAGGAGAGACCACUUCCCCCAUUCCCCUUCCUCCUCCCCGGAAACCCUAGCAAUGGAGCCCAAAUCCACCACCCCUCCCCCGCCGCCCCCGCCGCCCGUGCUGGGCGCGCCCGUGCCUUACCCGCCGGCGGGGGCCUACGCCCCGGCCGUCGGGCCCUACGCCCACGCGCCGGCGCUCUACGCCCCGCCUCCCCCGGCCGCCGCCGCCACCGCGGCCUCGCAGCAGGCCGCCGCGGCGCAGCUGCAGAACUUCUGGGCGGACCAGUACCGCGAGAUCGAGCACACCACCGACUUCAAGAACCACAACCUGCCCCUCGCCCGCAUCAAGAAGAUCAUGAAGGCCGACGAGGACGUCCGCAUGAUCGCCGCCGAGGCGCCCGUCGUCUUCGCGCGCGCCUGCGAGAUGUUCAUCCUCGAGCUCACCCACCGCGGGUGGGCGCACGCCGAGGAGAACAAGCGCCGCACGCUCCAGAAGUCCGACAUCGCCGCCGCCAUCGCCCGCACCGAGGUCUUCGAUUUCCUCGUCGACAUCGUGCCGCGCGACGAGGCCAAGGACGCCGAGGCCGCCGCCGCCGUCGCCGCGGGGAUCCCCCACCCGGCCGCCGGCUUGCCCGCCACCGACCCCAUGGCAUACUACUAUGUCCAACCGCAGUAACAUUCCCUACCGUAAAGCUUCAGAUUUAGCGAUUUUAUUUAAGUCAAAGUGCUUAUGCUGUUGUCGUAGUGUUAUUAUGCUUGCUUGCUUGUUGCUGCAAAAUAACUAGAAGAUGGGAUGAUCAUUGUGAAGGGCAUCCUCGCGGUGUAUAAACUGUCCAAUUUUAGGAUUGGGGGAGCUUGUUGCGAUUGAGGAAGCCUUUAUGGUGGUAAUUAUGUAUGUCUAACUUAUAUCACAAUGAAUUAUUGCCGGUGUAUUCUCUCA
Messenger RNA from Oryza brachyantha (malo sina), 972 nucleotides. Its product is annotated as nuclear transcription factor Y subunit C-6. Lineage: Eukaryota; Viridiplantae; Streptophyta; Magnoliopsida; Poales; Poaceae. The transcript has a single exon. The record is from RefSeq and is a predicted model, not a curated record. Gene Ontology annotation, molecular function: DNA binding; protein heterodimerization activity; DNA-binding transcription activator activity, RNA polymerase II-specific. Gene Ontology annotation, biological process: regulation of DNA-templated transcription. Gene Ontology annotation, cellular component: nucleus. Bases 106 to 708 code for a protein of 200 amino acids.